AUGACCAAAGACUCACAGCAACCGCUCGAGUCAGAGGAUAAAGACGAACUGAACUCUGGACUACAAUUCGAAAGUAGACUUAUUGGCAAACCGCUGUACAAGCUAGUCACAGUAGACCUGUCAGCAAUAAGCCUAGCAGAGCCAGGCUAUUCGGUUCAUGGCGUUCGUCUUCGUGAUCAAGCAGACCAGAUAGUCCUUCACAAACUCGAAGAAGAUUUAAAUGUAGAUUUAUGGAACCAUGGCGCUCCAGGACUUCGAGAUGCAUUGGUCAUGGUCUCACCGGAAAAUGAACGAGAAUUUUUGGCCACGUUAGACCAAAAUGGCAUGAAUCACUAUCUGCAUCUUGAUGAUGUAGCCUCAUCUCUCAAAGAAUACGACACACAAGUAUCUAGUUGGAGGCUGAGUAGGACUAAUAGGAUGCCGUUUGAAGACUACCCGAGAUAUGCUGAGGUUGAUGCUUAUAUGGAAAGAAUAGCGAGAGAAUAUCCAGAUUUAGUGACUUUGGUGAACGCUGGACCUAGCUUCGAAGGUCGAGCUGUCAAAUACUUGAAGAUAUCAACUUCAAAGUUCACCGACCCUAGCAAGCCGGUAUACUUCAUAGAUUUUACGAUGCACGCAAGAGAAUGGGUGAUUGUUCCAUUCGCUAUGUACACUAUACACCGACUAGUAGAGAACCUGAGGGAUCAGGAUAGGGACAUCCGAGAGAACAUCGACUGGAUCGUGAUGCCGAUGGUCAACCCUGACGGCUAUGAAUACAGCCACACUGAUGCACGUCUUUGGCGCCGUACUCGAUCGUUCAACGCAUCUGUCAGCACGGAGUGUUGGGGCGUUGACAUCAACAGAAAUUUUGAUAUCAACUUUAAUACUCUUGGCGUCUCAUCAAAUCCAUGCUCUGACAUCUAUCCAGGACAUGAAGCUGACUCUGAACCCGAAACGAGAUACGUCAGAGAUGUUAUUCUAGAAAACUUAGACCGUAUGCAAUUGUACCUCAAUGUUCACAGUUUUGGGAACUACGUCGUCUUCGGAUACGGUAAUACAUCGUUGCCGCAUAAUGUAGUUCAGUUACACCAAGUCGGAGCAGCGAUGGGGGCUGCUAUAGACGUAAAGAAGCUCGAUAAAGCCCCAUUUUAUUUGAUUGGAAACAGCAAUUUGUUAAUGUAUGAAUGCUCUGGUAGCUCGCAGGAUUAUGCACAGGCUGUAGGUGUACCGUUCUCCUAUACCCUGGAGGUGUCUGGCUAUGAGUAUGGUUUCCAAGUACCUCCGCAGUAUAUCGAGCAGAUAAAUACAGAAUCCUGGGAAGGUAUCGUCGCAUCAGCUCGUCUUGCAAACUUGUAUUAUAGAGCAAGAAAUCGUAACUAAAAGCCUAAGGAAUACAAUGG
This is a messenger RNA of Vanessa atalanta (red admiral), 1379 nucleotides long. Its product is annotated as carboxypeptidase B-like. Gene Ontology annotation, biological process: proteolysis. The coding region runs from base 1 to 1359 and encodes 452 amino acids. The transcript is spliced from 8 exons. NCBI's taxonomy places the organism in Eukaryota, Metazoa, Arthropoda, Insecta, Lepidoptera, Nymphalidae. The record is from RefSeq and is a predicted model, not a curated record. Gene Ontology annotation, molecular function: zinc ion binding; metallocarboxypeptidase activity.